AUGGACUCAUUUCCCUUUUUGAGGGCUUGGCAUGAUCAUGCCUCUGCCGCCUCCAACCUCAUCAAACACAGCAGCAGCGGGGUACCAUCUACUCCAACUCCGGCCUCUGUGGCCCUCCUUGUUGCCGGACGCAACAAGGUCUCCGAACUCGGCAAAGGCGUGCCCCUCCAUCUCCUUCCCCGCUCGCAGACUCUAAAUCGUUGGCUGGCCGACGACCAUCCCGUCAGGAAAGACGACCUCGUCAUUGUCAAGGCUGAUCUCGGCAAGUUUUUACGCGACCAUGUCUUGAUCAAGCAGGUUGUCAAGUUCCAGACCCGGCAGCAGGAACUACUUCAAGACCUGCCGACCAACAGUAUCACCCCACUUUGGUCCCCGCUGCUGGAAUCCUCGACCAUGCUAUCGUCACUGCAACCACUCUCUCCCGAGUCCCACCAAUACAUAACGGGCCGUUGA
Messenger RNA from Puccinia triticina, 453 nucleotides. RefSeq lists its product as uncharacterized. The transcript has 4 exons. The coding region runs from base 1 to 453 and encodes 150 amino acids. NCBI's taxonomy places the organism in Eukaryota, Fungi, Basidiomycota, Pucciniomycetes, Pucciniales, Pucciniaceae. The record is from RefSeq and is a predicted model, not a curated record.